This is a messenger RNA of Symbiodinium necroappetens, 3777 nucleotides long. NCBI's taxonomy places the organism in Eukaryota, Dinophyceae, Suessiales, Symbiodiniaceae. The record is from the annotation of a GenBank genome assembly.
AUGACCGGACCUACAGAGGAUGAGCCAGCCGCCUGCGACAGCGGAGAAAUGCCGAAGGUUUGGACAGCCACGCCGAUUAAACGCGACUUCAAGCCCGAGUUUGACUCACGGUGUCCACUCUUCAUGAAGCGGCAGAAGAUGACCCUGUACCCGGAAAAAUUGACGUCGCCCUUCAUCGGCAGUGCACCCUUUGAGCUUGUUUCUCAGUCUUCGUUCGGCCAAGGCAAGCGCGGAGGACCUCUUCCGACAGGUUGGGUGCACAUGAUCGCACUGAUAAUGGUUGAUCUAGAAAGAGUACACCCGCCUUUCCCGGUUGUGGGCAAGUGUUUGGACAGGGUGGCCUUCACGAGGAUAAAGUCCCUGGGCAAGGAAGGGCGCGUCAUCAAGGUGGACCGCGAGGACAACACGGCCAAAGUGACUGUGAAGGGCGUUGGCGAUGUUUGGUUGCCAGCCGAAGCCGUGGACGUGGCAGGGGGCAUGGGCCUGGACAGCUUCAUGUUUACGAGUCCUUUCGUGAACACGCCCUUCGGCGGCGGAGGAGGUGGUUAUCCACAGCAGAAGACGGUGCAACAGAGGAUGGCUACGCCGCCGCUUCCACUGGAGCAGUGGCGCACACAUCCACAAGAGGCCACGGCUGCCAUCUCAAAGAUGUCCAAGCAAGGCCGCGUUGACGAGGCCAUGUCAGCUGUGGAGCUCAUGGUUCAGAACCACGUGGAAGCCAACACCUUCCACUACAAUGCUGUGUUAUCUGGCUGCAAGAGAGAAGGCCGCUGGGCCUUUGCUCUUGGACUCCUGUCCAAGCUGCGGCUCCUGGCAUUGGAUCCCAGCAUCGUGACUUACAACUCUGUGAUCAGUGCAUGUGCCGAAGGCAGUGCAUGGCAAGUUGCCCUAGAUCUACUGCAAGCUUGUUCUGCAGAUCGGCGAAUUCUACCGACUGAAAUAACAUUCAAUGCUGCCAUUUCGGCCUGUGCGCGGGGAAGAGAGUCUAUGAUGGCCAUGUCUCUCUUGCGAACCAUGCAAGACCGGAGCCUUCAGAGGGAUCAAAUCAGUUUUGGUGCGGCGAUGACAGCAGCAGACAGCUGGCAGCAAGCCAUGCACUUGCUGGACUUGAUGACAGAUGCUUUGGUCUCUCCCGAUGUUAUUACCUACAGUGCUGCAAUCACAGUGUGCGGCAGCAAAAGCCAGUGGCAGCACGCAUUAUACAUUCUGGAGGGCAUGCAUGGAGCCCGGACUGCUCCAAACCAGAUCACGUAUGGUGCAGCCAUCAGUGCGUGUGAAAGAGGACAUGAGUGGCAACAUGCAAUGGACCUCCUUUCCACCAUGUACAGCCAGAAGUAUGCACCAAACCAGAUCGUGUCCAGUGCGGCAAUCAGCGCCUGUGAGAAGGCAAGCAAAUGGCAGGCGGCACUGGCCUUGUCUGUGGGCAUGACCGCAUCAAAGUUGGAGCAAGACAUAAUAAGCUGCAAUCCGGUCAUUGCUGCAUGUGCCAACGGCGGGCAAUGGCAACUUGCACUGCAACUGUUGGCGGACAUGAAUGCCACGGGUUCCUUGUGCCCAGAUUGUUUCAGCUAUACGGCAGCGAUUACUGCAUGCUCACGCACUAGCCAGUGGCAAAGAGCACUGCAGCUCUGGGACGACAUGAGCACGGCAGGGACAGAGGCCAGCAGCAUAUCCUGGAAUGCCGUGAUCAGUGCAUGCGAAAAGGGUGGGCAGUGGGAGCUUGCGCUCUGCGCAUUGGAAGCGAUGGUGGCAGAAUGCCUACCACAGGAAACAACAUUCGGUGCUGCAAUUAGCGCUUGUGCAAGAGGUUCGCGAUGGCAGUCGGCAAUGAUGCUGCUCGGAGACUGCAAGGAACGAAAACUGCAGCCUAGCGUCAUCAGCUACAGUGCUGCCAUCAGUGCCUGUGAGGAUGCUGCGGAGUGGCAGCCGGCCCUGCAAAUGCUAAGCCGAAUGCUCGAAGACACGACCACGCCCAAUCUCGUCACUUACAGCUCAGUGAUUUCUGCAUGUGAGCGAGGGCUGCAGUGGCAACUCGCCUUGGAGCUGCUCCGAGAUAUGGCUAGGUUGAAACUGACCCCGGAUGCCAUCACGUGCAGUUCUGCUAUCUCUGCCUGUGAGCAAGGAGGUCUUUGGCACGUGGCAGUCCGCCUACUAGCAGACAUAAAGAUCUUUGCGGCGUUGCCCACCCAUGGAUCAACGGCUGCAGCCAUUAGUGCUUGUCAGAGUCAAGGUCGCUGGCAGAUGGUCUCCAACCUGCUGUUGGACACAUCAACUCCUGCAGGGGCGAUUACCAACAGCUUGCUCGCCGACAGCUUCAGCAUUGAUUCCGCUGGCGCAGAAAUAUCGGGGUCAGAUCUUUCCCAGCUUUCGUGGAGACUUGCCAGGACCACGAGACACUUUGCAUCUUCGCACAGCAUGGCCAAGCAGGUAUCUGGCAACCUUUCGCAGCUCGUGCUAAGUGAAGUUUCCUCAGACAUUCAACUCUCGGAGCUUUGUUCUGUGAUGUGGUCUCUGGCAUCCAUGUCGGCUACAGAUGCUCUCGGUGACCUGGUCAAGACUGCAAGGGGACGGUUGGAGAAGGGAGAGGGACGGCUACUGAAACCAGCGAGUCUGGCAAAUUUGGCGUGGGCCCUGUCCAUUGCAGAUUCCGAAUCUGCUGUGCUGCUUGCCGUUCAACGUGAGCUCGUCCGGAGGCUGCCGGAACUCUCCCAGAGCCAGUCUUACCGAUGGCAAAUGGAAUUCGCGGAUGCCACACUGACAAUCCUUUGGGCAAGCAGUUUCGCUAACACCUCGGCAGGGCCUGCAAGGCUUGCUGCGAGGACCGCCUUGGGCCGAGUGGGUGCGCGCCUGGAUCCGGCUGGGAAGCUUCUUCCCGCUGUCGCCAGUCGGGUUGGCCUGUCGGGUACCUCCAGCAGAAUGGAGCCCUUCAUCAAAAAGGCCGUCGCCGACGUUUUGGUUGUCUUCAAACCACCGGGCUGGGAGGUAGACCUAUCGUCACAAGAGCAGAGCCGGGAGAAGGGGCGGCUCUCUGAGUUCAUCAGGGCCAUGUAUUAUCCCUCUAACGGUUGUCCGGCCUUGCUCCUAGAUGCUUCCAAGCAGCACGGAUUUCUUCAUCGCUUGGACGUGCCUUCUUCCGGCUUGCUCCUAGUGGCCACUAGCCACAAGGCCUAUUUCGACCUGCAUUUUCAACUUGCUACGGCUGUGUUGGUCAGGGACUAUGCCGUCAUGAGCCAUGGUUGGAUGGCACCCCGGCGUCGAGAAAUUCAGGCUCCGGUUCACUGGUGGGACUCCCCAGCCUUAGCCGACGCUCCCAGCGCAGUCUUGCCCUCCGGGCGGGCAUCGCGCAGUUUCUGUAAAGUCCUCUCGUACUUGGUCAAGGGCGGUGUGGCCCUGAGUUUCAUGGCCAUCCGUAUCGGAACUGGACGGCGGCAUCAAAUUCGAGCACACACCGCUCAUACCGGGCACGCACUGAUCAUGGACGGCAAGUACUCGUCGAGCGCCGAGUAUGCGGUAAGCCAAAGUUGGUGUCCGCGGAACUUCCUGCAUCGAUAUCGGUUGGCCUUCGAAACGCAUGGCAGGAAACUUGCUGUGACCGAAACGCUCCCAUCAGACCUGGGCAGGGCCAUGGCUCGGACAACACCGCUAAGAGCGGCCAUGGACAUGCGGUCAUGGACAGAAGGGUCCGAGCUGCAGGCUUGGCAUCGUUGCCCAGUCUUAGAGCAGAAAGGGGCCGAUGAUUCAAAACACGGACAUUGUGCUUUCACUGGUACAGCAUGA